UCUAAAACCAUGAUUGGACCUUAGUUCAAUCUGUUAUCGGUUAACUUCCGGGUGUCGUGUGUCGUUGUAAAACAGACUCCAAAGAGCUGCUGAAAGGGCAUCCACCGAGAGAAGACUGGAGAACGAUUCUGUUCAAUAACAUGAUGCUGUCAGAGGUCCUGCAGGUGCUGCGUGGGGCUGGUAAAGUGGGCUCUGCGCUGGUCACCACCCAGGGAGAGCAGCUCAGAUUAAUGGCCUGCAACUCCUCUGUGGGUGCAGGCCUCAAAGCUGCUCAGGAUGUGGCCGAAGGGCUGGUGGCCACUUUUAUGGGCAGCACCGAUAAGUCUAUAAAGGAAGACGUGUUUCCGGAUGCAGAAGGCUGGGAGAAUAUGGACCCAGAUGAAGCAGCCAAAUGGGCGGUGGGAUCCGAGUUCGCCCCUGGAGCUGCAGAGCAAAGCCAUGGAGGAGUAGGACCGACUGCAGGAAUGCAUACAGGCACGGCUCCAGGUGGAACAGGCUGGCCAGGACAGAACACGUGCUUCCUGCACACACUCCACAGCCGUCAGCACUUCUCCUGCCAGAGGAGGUCUGUCCACGACACGGUGGUAGCCAAACUCACGCCAGAGGACAUCAAGAAAGCCAGGGAGGCAAAACAAGCCCUGGUAAAACCAGUCAGACAGAAGCUGAGUGAACGUGCCAAGGAGAGGAAGGUUCCUUCAACAAGAAUCAGCCGGCUCGUUAAUUUUGGUGGACUGGCUGUCGGACUGGGCAUUGGUGCCAUUGCAGAGGUGGCCAAACAGUCACUGGGAGGGAAGCAAAAAGGAGACAUGAGUGCCCUGAUGGACUCACCCUUCCUGUCGGAGGCCAACGCUGAGAGAAUCGUCAACACGCUGUGUAAGGUUCGUGGAGCAGCUCUGAAGAUAGGCCAGAUGCUCAGCAUACAAGACAACUCCUUCAUCAACCCUCAGCUGCAGAAGAUCUUUGAGAGAGUCCGGCAGAGCGCAGAUUUCAUGCCCACGUGGCAGAUGAACAAAGUCCUGGAGGAGGAACUCGGGCCAGGAUGGAGAGAGAAGCUCUCAUCAUUUGAAGACAAACCGUUUGCUGCAGCCUCCAUCGGACAGGUGCAUCAUGGGGUGUUGAAGGAUGGAAGAGAGAUUGCCAUGAAGAUCCAGUACCCUGGAGUAGCAGAGAGCAUCCAAAGUGACAUAGACAACCUGAUGUCAGUGCUGAGGAUGAGUGUGGCGCUGCCAGAAGGUCUGUUUGCAGACAGCAGCUUGGAAGUUCUCCAGAAAGAGCUGGCGUGGGAGUGCGACUAUAAGAGGGAAGCAGAGUGCGCCAAGAAGUUCAGAUCACUGCUGCAGGGAGACCCGUCUUUCCAGGUCCCAGAGGUAAUCGAUGAGUUGUCAGCACGCAGGGUGCUAUCCAUGGAACUGGUGCAAGGAGUUCCUCUGGAUCGCUGCAUAGACUUGGAUCAGGAAACAAGGAAUCAGAUCUGUUUCAACAUCCUGCAGUUGUGUCUGAGGGAGCUGUUUGAGUUCAAGUUCAUGCAGACCGAUCCAAACUGGGCCAACUUCUUUUACAACUCUGAAACCAACAAGGUCAUCCUCUUAGACUUUGGGGCAUGCAGAGGUUACCCAGAAACUUUCACAGAUGACUACAUCCAGGUGGUUUAUGCAGCCUCUGUUGGCGAUCGGGACACUGUUCUGUCCAAAUCUACAGAUCUGAAGUUCCUGACAGGCUUUGAGACCAAGGCCUUUAAGGAUGCCCAUGUUGAGGCCGUGAUGAUCCUUGGCGAAGCCUUCGCGUCUGCCGGGCCCUUUGACUUCAGCACACAGAACACCACGCAGCGCAUCCAGAACCUCCUCCCCAUCAUGCUCCGCUAUCGCCUCACUCCUCCCCCCGAGGAGUCCUACUCUCUCCACCGCAAGAUGGCCGGCUCCUUCCUGAUUUGCUCCAAGCUGAAGGCCAGCAUACCCUGCAGGGACAUGUUCCUGGACGUGUACAGCGCUUACAUGCAGAGGAGGCAGACCGAGAGGAUGGCACAGACCAGUGCCUAGACAAGCCGAGGGACGAGUGUUCCUGCCCUAAAGAAGCAAGGAACGGGGUGCUGAAAAUCUGAGUUGGAAACAUUGGACUGGACUCUGUCAUCUAUCUUCAGUAUUGUGGAGAUACAAUGUGACCAAUCUAGAUCAGGUGCAACUAAGCUCCUGUAAAGACAACGAUAUUAGAAACUGUUGUAAUGAUACGCUGAUUUAUUAUUAAAAAGUAAGAUAAAAAUGACUCAUUUUGAGGCCUGAAAGCCUUUCAAUGGCUAAACUGUGCAAAACCACCAACACAACUCCACACAUUCUCUGAAGGAUAUGUAAUGUGUUUGUCAUGGCUUGAAUAAGAAAAGAGGAUCAUUUAAAAUAAUUUGACAGCAGGGUCAUUCAUAUUUCAGAACAAAACUAGAAGGUCUUCAGUCUGCACUGCUAAUGAUAGUCUCUCCAGAGAAUAUCUGAUGCUGCCAAGGGCUUUUCUUUGUUGGAGGAUGAGUCGGUGAACAAAGCUGUCACUUAAAUGUGAUGCCCGCCAGACUAGAUGAGCAGAUUAUCAGAGGAAUUAGACAGUCUAAUGGAACCCUGGACAUUAAUGGCCCUGCAUUAAAAAAGUCUACUUGGCAUAAAACUCCUAUGUGCUUAUUUUAAACACAUCACCACCAUUGUCUCUGGAAAGCAUAUUUUCUUGCAUGCUUUCUUUUCUAUUAAUAAAAUGUAGGACUUUUA
Girardinichthys multiradiatus is the source of this 2744-nucleotide messenger RNA. It is a transcript of the gene coq8b, whose product is annotated as coenzyme Q8B. NCBI's taxonomy places the organism in Eukaryota, Metazoa, Chordata, Actinopteri, Cyprinodontiformes, Goodeidae. The record is from RefSeq and is a predicted model, not a curated record. Bases 141 to 2036 code for a protein of 631 amino acids. Gene Ontology annotation, molecular function: kinase activity. The transcript has 16 exons. Gene Ontology annotation, biological process: ubiquinone biosynthetic process. Gene Ontology annotation, cellular component: extrinsic component of mitochondrial inner membrane.